CUGUAGCACAUGCUUCUUCUUCCACUCUCUUCCCAUUUCCUCUUCUUCUGCAAAAAAAUCUCCAUAUACAUACACACACACACACAUUCACAAAUCACAUCUUCCUCAUCUCUUCUCUAUCUAUCUGCAAAUGCAAUUGCUUUGACUCGCUUUUGAUUUCUCUCUCAACACACAUCUCUUAAUUCACUGAUAUAAAUAGGGACCUAAAAUGGCAAGGGAAGAAGGACCAGAAUCGAACUACAAUUCGUCUACUGAAAGUCACCACCAGCAAUCUUCUCCUCGCAAAUCUCCUCCUUCGCAAGACCAUGAGGAGAAGACAACUUAUGUCAAGUUCCUUCUAUCAAAUGCUGAAGCCGGUUCAAUUAUUGGAAAAGGUGGCUCAACUAUCACUGAGUUACAGUCUCGUUCUGGGGCUAGAAUUCAGUUGUCGCGCAACUAUGAAGUUUUCCCAGGAACAUCCGAUAGAAUUGUAAUGGUAUCUGGGUUUCUUGAUGAUUUACUAAAGGCAGUUGAUCUUAUUCUUGGUAAAUUGCUGGAUGAGUUUUAUGCUGAAGACGGUGGCGAAGUGGAUCCACGCUCAAAGUUUAGACUCGUUGUGCCUAACAGCUCUUGUGGUGGAAUAAUCGGGAAAGGAGGAGCCACAAUAAAGUCAUUUAUUGAAGAUUCUCGGGCUGGCAUAAAGAUAUCUCCUCAGGAUAACAACUUCCCAGGACUUCAUGAUAGAUUAGUUACAGUCACCGGUACUCUAGGAGAGCAGAUGCGGGCUAUCGAAUUGAUUUUAUUCAAGUUAGCAGACGACUCUCAUUACAUGCAGUCCAUGAAUGCACCAUUCCAAUAUGCAGCUGUUUACGUCGGAAUGAACUAUGGACCACCAAAUGGAGUUGGAGGGCGAUAUCCAUAUAACCGACAUCAAAACAAGGUGGCACCGCAGGAAGACAAGAACGAUUCCGUGACUAUUGGUGUUGCGGAUGAGCGUAUUGGAUUAGUCCUUGGCCGGAAUGGGAGGAGCAUAAUGGAGAUCAGUCAGCUUAGUGGCGCCAGAAUAAAGAUAUCAGACAGGGGUGAUUUCUUUUCUGGUACUUCUGACAGGAAGGUAACUAUAACUGGAUCACAAAGAGCUAUCCGCAUGGCAGAGUCCAUGAUAUCUAAGAAAGUAGCUACUGUUUCUGAGAGGUGAUAGGAUGGACUUGUAUUUCUUACUAUUCUUCUUUGACGUUUUCUUGAUGAUACGUAGAAUUUCAUAUGCAUAUGGUGAUUUUGGAACUGUAUUGACAUUUCUAUAGCGAUGAAUUUGUGAAAUGAUGAUCCACGGCUGGAGAACGCAUUCCAUCCGAGGAGGGCAGCAUAAAUUUAGUAUAUUUAAGGAAUAUUUGGAAGCAAAGCUUGUGGGGAUCGCAAUUGAUUCAAUAUAAUAUCGUUCUAUACAGUCGUAAUUCUUCAAUAGCUAGCUCUCAGUUGACAAUUUUGAGUUGACAAUUUUGAAGCUUUCUUAUGGUCUGUUUUAUAUAAAAACAUUUAUUCCUUCCUAUGUCUCGUAGAGGAAUAGUCAUAGUUAUCAAUAGGAGCACCUGUCAAACUGUCACAGCAUGAGCUUCCGUGAUAGCAACUAUGUAACUGAGACGCGAGAACUGUUGAAACUUCCGGCGCAUUGGAGUAAUUUCGUAUUUUAUGUCUUUGAAUACUUCAAUAUGGUUUAGGUAUUGUGUAAUUUCUCAGGUUGCAGUCGGACAUUUUUAUUUUAUGCUAUAACUAAUUAGUGGAUGAUUUUGCUGAUGA
This is a messenger RNA of Lycium ferocissimum, 1776 nucleotides long. Its product is annotated as protein BTR1-like. The transcript is spliced from 8 exons. Gene Ontology annotation, biological process: regulation of gene expression. NCBI's taxonomy places the organism in Eukaryota, Viridiplantae, Streptophyta, Magnoliopsida, Solanales, Solanaceae. Gene Ontology annotation, cellular component: cytoplasm; cytosol. Gene Ontology annotation, molecular function: mRNA binding. The record is from RefSeq and is a predicted model, not a curated record. The coding region runs from base 209 to 1177 and encodes 322 amino acids.